Molecule: messenger RNA, 1644 nt
Organism: Ceraceosorus guamensis
Lineage: Eukaryota; Fungi; Basidiomycota; Exobasidiomycetes; Ceraceosorales; Ceraceosoraceae
Exons: 2
Coding region: 1-1644 (547 amino acids)
Cellular component (GO): Golgi apparatus
Source: RefSeq, a predicted model, not a curated record
AUGCCAUCCUCUGACACUGUCAAUCAGCAGCAGUACGGAAGCCCUCGUCCAGGCACGGCUGGAACAAGUGGGCUUGCGGAAACUGCACCGACGGCUAGCGAGAGCAACCAGAGGCUGCCUCGCGUUCAAACUCCUGGAGACUUCUCGUCACCACAGUACUUUGGUGCAAACUCAGCGAGCGCAGGCGAUAAGGGCGCCAGGCAGAGUCGACCUCUUCCACCAACGCCAUUGGCACCCGCAGAUGCAGGUCUCUCGGAUCGGCCACCAACUGGAGAAGCUGCAGCGUAUUACUACGCGUCGCCCCCUCCGGACAGCUACGAUGAGAGUACUUCAUAUUCGCCUCGAGGUACUCGGAUUUUGGAUGGCGUCGCUCCUUCGAGCUCAGCUGGCCAAGCACCAAGAGCCAGGGCUGGAUCUAGGAGCGGGAUAUCUGCAGUGACUGGAGAGACAAACGCGCGAAGCCUAGGCGGAAAGAGCAGUGCAGCCAAUGGCAGGGCGUGGAUUCCUUCCAAAUGGGCUUCCGCAUUCAUGGCAACUGUCAUUGUCGAAGCUGUGAUCAUCAUCGUCCUCGUCGCUGUCGUCUACGGCACCAUCCAGAGUAGGACCAGCACUCAAGUGCAGCGCCUCAAGACCGUCUCCGUCUACCUCGCUUUAUUCCUCUUCGGCGCAGUCUUCCUGGUCUGCAUCUCGCUGGAUGCUCAGCGCCUCAAGAAUACCAUCCAAGUCAUGGGCGUUUGCAUUUUCAACGUCGCUCUGAUCGUCACUGCGGCGCUGGAGAUCUCACAAGUGAGGGACGCGCUGCAGUAUCAGGAUAACCAAGGAAUCGGCGUCCGAUGCGAAGACAGACCGAAUCGUCGCUGCAGUGCCAUCGGAGACCUGUUGCCCUUCGUCGAGAGGCUGUUGAUCGCCGUGCCGAUUAUAGUGGGCUUGGCGCAGGUCCCCAUCACUUUCCUCACGUACAAGCUCUGGCAGGAGUACGGCUGGCAAGUUUACAAGGCUAUUGGAGCAUCCAUCGAGCAGAGACAAAGAUUCUUGGUGUACCAGGUCUUCCAAGUUCUCUUGAAGUUUGACUUCUUCCUCGGUGUCGGCUUUACAGUUGCGUACCUGAUCCUGGUCAGUCAGCGGGACGAUGCCUACUUUGGGCUCACGAUCGCUGCCGUGCCCAUUGCCGUGGCGGUGCUCUUCUUGGCAGGCAUAGCUGUCCGACGCGAAUGGAUGGCAAUAAUGGCGCUCUGCAUCGUUGCGUUCAUAGCAGGAGCGGCCUACUUCAUCUAUCAAAUCGUGCAGGUGUUUGUCCGGCCCACGUACGCCACAGUCCGCCUGACCUUGACCUUCUUCGGCAUCUUCACCACCAUCUCGCUCUUCUUGACCCUGAUCAAUGCGAUCUGGUGCAUGGCCAACUUUGGCAAGGGUCUGGCGGACGCGCACGACAAUAUGGGACAUUUUGGCGGCAAGCGACGCCGCACGUCCAGGCUGGACAUGAAGCAAGUUGGCAACGGUACAAGUCAGACCACUGGACCCUCGAACCGUAUCAGCUUGGAUGAACCAGCUGCGCCUUCGAGUGGCUUCGCGCAGGAUGCCAAUACUGUCCACAGCUCUUAUGCACCCAGGCCGACCAAUCCGCACCGGCUUUCCUUGGACUAA